AUAAAACACCUGAAGAAAUAGCAGCUAAUCAAGCUAGAAUGGAGCCUGAAAAUAUCCAAAGCAUUGAAAAAACUGAUGGAAAGACUCACCCUAAAACUGAUGUAAGGCAUGAAAAAAAGAAAAGAGAUUCUCACAAAUCUCGAAGGAAAAUUGCUAAUGAAGACUCAACAAAACAAAAAGGUAUUUCAUCUGAAGGAUCCUCAAUGGCCAACAUAGAGAGCCCCAAAUCAACAUCCAAAGACACUGUAUCCCCUUUGACACCAUCUGCUGCACCUGAUAUUUCUGUCCUAUUGAACCAGCAAAACCAAGACAAGGGAGUUAAGUAUGAUAUGUUUCAACAAGCAAUGACUCCAUCUACUGAUGUAACAAUAAAGAAACCUCCUAUCAAUGCUGAUGAUUUGCUUAUAAAAAAAAGAAUGCUUAAGAAAGUUGAUCGUCAUUCAGAAUACAAUCCAGUGACUCUUUCAAGGAAAGAACUUUUUGAGGAGGAAUUUGAGAAAUCAGGAAAUAUACCACCCGAGUAUUUACCUAUUCAUAUUGUAAAGCCCAUCAUCAUCCAGCAGAACCUUUCUGCUGAUCUGGUGACCUUGAACCUGAAUGGAAUUGACCAGCUGACAGAUUUCCUGUUUGCACACUUGCAUGGAGGCGGCAUGACAACUGUUCCCAAAUUUUCAAAUCUAAAAAAAUUGAAUAUGGUUGGGUGCACCAACAUAAGUGAUCAAGGAUUAAUUUGGAUAACUCGUUUAUUUCCUGACAUACAAAUGCUGGAGGUGAAUGCCUGCAGAAAAAUCACAGAGAAAGGCCUGCACUAUUUGUUCAGUAAUUGCAACAAGUUGCAGAAUGUGUCUGCCAUGGCUACUAAUGCUGCCAUAAUUCCAGACUCAUACGAGAUUGUAUGCAUAUAA
Physella acuta is the source of this 905-nucleotide messenger RNA. RefSeq lists its product as uncharacterized. NCBI's taxonomy places the organism in Eukaryota, Metazoa, Mollusca, Gastropoda, Physidae. The record is from RefSeq and is a predicted model, not a curated record.